CCCCGCUCCCACUAGUGCCCCCCAAAAAAGACUCGUCCGUUGCGUCACCUCGACGCCACAUCUCUCCCUCCGAGCCCCCACCCGCCGAGCCGCGCCCCGCGAUCCGUCUCCAUCCCAUCGCUCCUCCGAUCCGCCCCACUUCCCUCCGUCGUCGCCGACGCGCGAUGCACCGGAGCCGCAGGCGGCGCAGGAACGCGAGCUAGGAGUGGGAGAGUCUCCGAUCCUCCGUCCGCGCGCGCCAUGGAGCCGGUGCCGCGGAAGCGCAAGGGCGCGCCCCCGGCGUGCUCCGCCGCCAGGUCCCUCCAAGAUUUAGCCUCCCGCAAGCGCGCCUGCCGCGGGUCCGACCCGCACCAGCCCCCCCGCGCCGGCGCUACCGCGGGCCCCCCCGCCGUGGUGAUGACGGCCCCCGCGGCGAGCGGCGCGUCGGCGUCGGCGGGGGUCCUCCCUGGCCGCGGGCUGAAGCGGAAGGUGGGCUGCAUCGACUCCGCCACGCGGAUCGGGCGGCGGAAGCGGCUGGAGAGCGAGUACGACCUCGGGGAGGAGAUCGGGCACGGCAAGUUCGGGUCCGUCCGCGUCUGCCGCGCCAAGGCCGGGGGCGAGGAGGAGUUCGCGUGCAAGGCGCUGCCCAAGAACGCCGGGGAGACGGCGCACCGCGAGGUGGAGAUCAUGCAGCACCUCUCGGGCCACCCGGGCAUCGUAACGCUCAGGGCCGUCUUCGAGGACGCCGACACCUUCUACCUCGUCAUGGAGCUCUGCCGCGGCGGCCGCCUCCUCGACGAGGUGGCCAGGGAGGGGAGGCUCUCGGAGCGCCGCGCCGCCUAUGUGAUCAGGGAGCUCAUGACCGUGCUUGAGUACUGCCACGAGAUGGGCGUCGUGCACAGGGAUAUUAAACCGGAUAAUGUUCUGCUCACCAAGGCCGGAAGGUUGAAACUCGCAGAUUUUGGACUGGCCGUGCGAGUGGCUGAUGGCCAGAAAUUGACUGGUGUUGCCGGGAGCCCUGCCUACAUGGCACCUGAGAUUCUACUCGGAGAUUACUCGCAGAAAGUAGAUAUAUGGGCUGCUGGAGUGGUUCUGCAUGUGCUACUGAUGGGCACACUUCCAUUUCAAGGCAACUGUGUUGAAGCUAUCUUUAAAGCAAUAAAGACAGUCGAGCUUGAUUUUCACAGUGAUCAGUGGGGAUCGGUAUCGCUUCUUGCUCGUGAUCUCAUAAGCAAAAUGCUUGAUCGGGAUGCCUCUUCACGAUUUGCUGCCGCUGAUGUUCUCCGGCACCCCUGGGUCUUAUUCUACAAUGAAUGCCCAUUGAAGGCAGAAUUCUCAACCCUAUGGAGCACUAAUAAGGCUGCAGCAGCGCCCAUGGUUGACUGGGAAAGAGUUAGGUCUUGCUGCGAGUCUUCAUCUUCAGAAUCCUCAAGUGACAACUCUGAGGAGCAGGAUGAAUGUGGUAUAGUUGAUGCACUGACGACAGCAAUAACACAGGUGAGGAUAUCAGAGCCCAAGAGGAGCCGGCAAUGCAGCCCAGCCACCGCGGUAUUCCCGCCGAGCAGGGAUGCUCUUCGAACCUGAAUAGAAUCCGUGUGCGACAUUCUGACCUGACCCUCCCUAGCCCCAUGUACAUACAGCCUCUGAUCCAGUAGAUGUAAAAUUGUCUGCCGUGAUUGAUCUUUUGCAGUUGCUAGAUUGCUGAUCCUGUAAUUCCUGUACAUAUAGCAACUGAUGUCAUCGUUCCUUUACCUCGAUGACACCAUAAUUGAUUCGAUUUAGUUGCGUUUCAUGCGCGUGCAUUGUUUUGUAUCA
Molecule: messenger RNA, 1794 nt
Organism: Setaria italica (foxtail millet)
Lineage: Eukaryota; Viridiplantae; Streptophyta; Magnoliopsida; Poales; Poaceae
Product: serine/threonine-protein kinase PEPKR2
Exons: 3
Coding region: 241-1563 (440 amino acids)
Biological process (GO): peptidyl-serine phosphorylation; protein autophosphorylation; intracellular signal transduction
Cellular component (GO): nucleus; cytoplasm
Molecular function (GO): calmodulin binding; calcium/calmodulin-dependent protein kinase activity; ATP binding
Source: RefSeq, a predicted model, not a curated record